Messenger RNA from Candida albicans SC5314, 447 nucleotides. RefSeq names its product ribosome biosynthesis protein. Lineage: Eukaryota; Fungi; Ascomycota; Pichiomycetes; Serinales; Debaryomycetaceae. The coding region runs from base 1 to 447 and encodes 148 amino acids. The record is from RefSeq and is a predicted model, not a curated record. The transcript has a single exon.
AUGUCAGAUAUAGAUAUAGAUAAUGUAUUAAAUUUAGAAGAAGAACAAUAUGAAUUAGGAUUUAAAGAAGGUCAAAUACAAGGAACAAAAGAUCAAUAUUUAGAAGGAAAAGAAUAUGGUUAUCAAACUGGAUUUCAACGAUUUUUAAUCAUUGGUUAUAUUCAAGAAUUAAUGAAAUUUUGGUUAUCCCAUAUAGAUCAAUAUAAUAACUCUUCUUCACUUCGGAAUCAUUUGAAUAAUUUGGAAGAUAUUAUGGCACAAAUUUCUAUAACGAAUGGAGAUAAAGAAGUUGAAGAUUAUGAAAAAAAUAUUAAAAAGGCAAGAAAUAAAUUAAGAGUGAUAGCUAGUAUAACUAAAGAAACUUGGAAAAUUGAUUCAUUGGAUAAUUUGGUGAAAGAAGUAGGUGGAACUUUACAAGUUAGUGAAAACCCCGAUGAUAUGUGGUGA